Molecule: messenger RNA, 3206 nt
Organism: Lucilia cuprina (Australian sheep blowfly)
Lineage: Eukaryota; Metazoa; Arthropoda; Insecta; Diptera; Calliphoridae
Gene: Ars2
Product: serrate RNA effector molecule homolog
Exons: 8
Coding region: 140-3064 (974 amino acids)
Biological process (GO): primary miRNA processing; mRNA processing
Cellular component (GO): nuclear body
Molecular function (GO): nucleic acid binding
Source: RefSeq, a predicted model, not a curated record
AAUCAUCUGGUAACGUUACAUUUCUUUUCAUUACUCCUCAAAUAGUGACAGAAAAAAUAAGUUGAACUGAAGCAAGAAAAAAAAAGCGCGUCACCUAAUAGUUUUUCUUUUGUGUUUUUUCUAAUAAAAUAAAAAGACAAUGGCCGAUUCCGAUGAUGAGUACGAUCGCAAGAGACGCGAUAAAUUCCGUGGUGAACGCAGCUCAGGGGAUAGUUAUCGUUCUGAGAGACGUGAUGAUAGGCGUGGUGGUGGCAGCGGCGGUGGUCGUGAUGAAUGGCCCGAAAGAGGCAAUCCCUUUAGAGGAGGAGCUGCCAGUAGAGCACGUUCUGAUUACCGAGAUUUUCGUGGUCCCCGUGAUCGUUACGGUUCACCCGGUCGAGAAAUGCCACCAGCUAAACGUAUGCGUCAAGAUUGGGGUGAUGAUUUAAGAGGAAAUCCCAGAUUUGGACCCUAUGAUCCUUAUCUUAUGCAUGCCUGGAAUGAACAUUAUGCUGCCCAUGGUUUACAUGGUGCCUAUAGUGCUGCACUUUCUCACAGUAUUCAUUCGCGUGAGUCAGCUGCCAAUACCGAUCUACAAACACAACCCGCCAUGAUGACUUUAAAGCAAUUUUUGGAUACUCAAGAUGAUGGCAUUUCGGAUACUGAAGUUUUACGCAAAUAUAAUGAAUAUAAAUUGGAAUUUAAACGUCAACAAUUAAAUGAAUUCUUUGUGGCCCAUAAGGAUGAGGAAUGGUUCAAGAACAAAUAUCAUCCUGUGGAUAGUGUUAAACGUAAGGAGGAACAAUUGAAUUUCCUAAAGAGACGCGUUGAGGUAUUCGAUGAUCUGCUAAAGAGUGGCAUGAUCGAAAAGGUUUCCGUAGAUACCACACAAACUGAACCUUUAUUACGUGUUCUAGAUACAGUGGUCAUUAAACUCGAGGGCGGUACUGAUGAUGAUCUGAAAAUACUCGAUGAAAAGCCCAAAGAAGCCUCAUAUCCAGAACGUGUCUUUGAAAAGAAAAACGACAAUGAUGAUGAUGUCAUUAUAACAUCGGUAGAGAAGAAACAUAAUGACGAACCAAAAUGUGUUUCGCCACGGCCAAUUAAUCGCCAUAAGAAAGGGUCAGAUGAUGAAGACAAUUGGGAUGAUGAGGAGAAUAAUGAGGAAAGUGCUAAAACAAAAGCCAAAGAAAAAUCCGAAGAGAAAAAGAAGAAAUCUAUGAAACGUAAAAGAACUAGUUCGGAUUCAUCAUCUUCCUCAUCAUCGGAUUCAGAUUCUAGCAGUUCAUCGUCGAGUAGUGAAGAUGAGGAUGAUGAAAAGGUUAAAAGUAAAUAUGAUUUAGAAAGUUUGAAAAAGGAAGAUGAUGUAGAGAUGGAGGACAAGAAAAAGGAAGACGAAAAGAUGGAAGAAGAUAAGGAAGAGGAGAAGGAAAAGGAAGAUUCUGACGAGAAAAAGGAAGAAAAGGUAACAAUUGAAGAAACUAAAGAGACAGAAGAAGUUAAGGAAAAUGGUGAAGAAACCCAAAGUAAAGAAUUAACAAAUGACGUAGAAGAAAAACCCGAAAAACUUGAAGGUGAAGAAAAAUCAGAAGAUAAAAGUGCAGACACUUCUUUAGAAGAAGACAAAGAGGAGAAAAAAGAGGAAGCCCAAAAAGAAGAGACUAAAUUGGAAGAAGAAAAAGCCAAGCAAGAAGAACAACCCGAAACUAUAGAUUUAGACAAGGUUAAAGAUGGUCCACAACCAAGAGCAUUACAUCGUACCUCUUCCAUAUUCUUGCGCAAUUUGGCACCCUCCAUAACCAAGGCCGAAAUAGAGGCUGUGUGUCAAAAAUUCGAUGGUUAUUUGCGUGUUGCCAUAGCCGAUCCUUUGGUAGAAAGACGUUGGUAUCGCCGUGGUUGGGUGACAUUCAAGCGUGAUGUUAAUAUCAAAGAAAUCUGUUGGAAUUUAAAUAAUACACGUCUACGUGAUUGUGAAAUGGGAGCCAUUGUUAAUCGUGAUCUUAGUCGUAGAGUGAGACCGGUUAAUGGCAUGACCGCACACAAGACCAUAGUACGAGCAGACAUUAAGUUGUGUGCCAAAAUCGCCAUGAAUUUGGAUGAGAAAUUUAAGUUAUGGCAAACCGAAAAGGAAGAAAAUAAAGAAGAAAGUAGCUCCAACACCAACGACGCCAAUGCGUCCUCAACAGCCCCAGAUGCCAAUAACGAACUUAACAAUUCUUCCUCAUCGUAUGGUUUCAAAACCAAUAAUCCUGUUUUGCAAAACAUUACCGAUUUCCUAAUCGAAGAAGCCUCCGCCGAAGAGGAAGAACUUUUGGGAAUCUCCGGUGACAACAAGGACACAGAGGGUGAAGCCAUCGAAAGAGAUCCACAGCUGUUAACAGUACUCGACAAUCUUAUCUUAUAUUUGCGUAUUGUACACUCAGUAGACUUUUACAAUCACUGCGAGUAUCCCUAUGAAGAUGAAAUGCCCAAUCGUUGUGGCAUUAUACACGCUCGUGGUCCACCACCUGCUAAAGUUUCACAAAACGACAUGCAAGAUUAUAUAAAAAAUUUCGAAAGUAAAAUGCAAACUUUCCUUGCCAAGAGCACACCCAUCGAUGAGGAAGAUUUGAAAAAUCUCGGCAGUAAAGAUACCGAAGCCGAAGUGGAGAAAUUCAUUCAAGCUAAUACCCAAGAAUUGGCUAAAGACAAAUGGUUGUGUCCACUGUCUGGCAAGAAAUUUAAAGGUCCCGAAUUUAUACGCAAACAUAUAUUCAAUAAACAUGCCGAAAAGGUUGAAGAGGUACGCAAAGAAGUUGAAUUCUUUAAUAAUUAUCUUAAGGAUCCCAAGAGGCCACAAUUACCAGAACAUCCUGGUAAUAAUAAACGUACAACGUCGGAAUCCAGUGGAGGUUACAGAGCACCUGUAUAUCCACCCGCAUAUGCACCACCCUAUGCAGCUUAUGCACCACCUCUUAUGAUACCAGGACGUGGUGGUAGGGGUUUUGGUGGUCCAGGACGCAGAGAAUUGCCCAUAGAACAUCAACGUCGUAUAAUCGGUUAUCAUGAUUUGGAUGCUCCAGCCAAUUUUGAUAUUUUCGACUAAAUAGAAAAAGAAAAUGUUUAAUUGAAGUUGGUUGUUAAUGAUGGUGUUUAUGUGUCUGUGUGUGUGUAUUUGGCUCCUAACUACUAUCUAUAUAUAUAUAAAAUUUUUAAGUAUGAAAACGUAGAAAAUUCUUUGCAAACUU